Molecule: messenger RNA, 4549 nt
Organism: Loxodonta africana (African savanna elephant)
Lineage: Eukaryota; Metazoa; Chordata; Mammalia; Proboscidea; Elephantidae
Gene: TRIM62
Product: tripartite motif containing 62
Exons: 5
Coding region: 601-2028 (475 amino acids)
Biological process (GO): innate immune response; protein ubiquitination; positive regulation of canonical NF-kappaB signal transduction
Cellular component (GO): cytoplasm
Molecular function (GO): ubiquitin protein ligase activity; protein binding; zinc ion binding
Source: RefSeq, a predicted model, not a curated record
GCUGCGCUGGGGCCGGAGCUGUGGCAGCUGAGUCGGCCAGGGUAAGGGGCCGCUAGGGCCUGGGCCUGGGGCCAGGAUCGGGUCACUGAGUGGACUCGCAUCCCUCCUCUACUGUGUCCAGCACGGCCGCCGCGCGGCUCGGCCUGGCUUCCCCUUCUCCCACAACCACCCAUCUCUGUUCUCUCCCCCUCCCCCCACCGCUCCCAUCCUGGGAUUUCAAGCCCCCCAAGGCCUCCGCCCCCCUCCUGGAUCCCCUUCUCCCAGCACUCAUCCCUUCGGACUGUCCCCUCCCCUAAAACCUCCUCGCCAGGAGCCCCAUCUCUCAGGCAUCCACGGCCCUCUCCCUCCAGCACCCAUCGCUCUGGGUUACCCACUACCUCGAGCCCACCCUCCUGGACUCGGGUUCCCGGUAGCCCCUACUCCCCAAGCUCGUAUCUCCGAGUCCCCCUGCCCGACAGCACCCCUUUCCACUCCCAAAAGCUCCUGCCCCAGCCUCUCUGGGCCUCUUGCCCGCACCUACCCCUACGUGCUGCCCCGUCCACGCCGCGCUCUCAGCCGCCCCCCGCCUCUCGGGCCCCCCGCUCCGCCGCCCCCGGCGCCAUGGCGUGCAGCCUCAAGGACGAGCUGCUCUGCUCCAUCUGCCUGAGCAUCUACCAGGACCCGGUGAGCCUGGGCUGCGAGCACUACUUCUGCCGCCGCUGCAUCACCGAGCACUGGGUGCGGCAGGAGGCGCAGGGCGCCCGCGACUGCCCCGAGUGCCGGCGCACGUUCGCCGAGCCCGCGCUCGCGCCCAGCCUCAAGCUGGCCAACAUCGUGGAGCGCUACAGCGCCUUCCCGCUGGACGCCAUCCUCAACGCGCGUCGCGCCGCGCGACCCUGCCAGGCGCACGACAAGGUCAAGCUCUUCUGCCUGACGGACCGCGCGCUGCUCUGCUUCUUCUGCGACGAGCCGGCGCUGCACGAGCAGCACCAGGUCACCGGCAUCGACGAUGCCUUCGAGGAGCUGCAGAGAGAGCUGAAGGAACAGCUUCAGGCCCUUCAGGACAGCGAGCGGGAGCACACGGAGGCGCUGCAGCUGCUCAAGCGCCAGGUGGCAGAGACCAAGUCUUCCACCAAGAGCCUGCGGACCACCAUCGGUGAGGCCUUCGAGCGGCUGCACCGGCUGCUGCGUGAGCGGCAGAAGGCCAUGCUGGAGGAGCUGGAGGCAGACACGGCCCGCACGCUGACCGACAUAGAGCAGAAAGUCCAGCGCUAUAGCCAGCAGCUGCGCAAAGUGCAGGAGGGCGCGCAGAUCCUGCAGGAGCGGCUGGCUGAAACCGACCGGCACGCCUUCCUAGCCGGGGUGGCCUCCGUGUCUGAGCGGCUCAAGGGGAAGAUCCACGAGACCAACCUAACAUACGAAGACUUUCCAACCUCCAAGUACACGGGUCCCCUGCAGUACACCAUCUGGAAGUCCCUGUUCCAAGACAUCCACCCAGUGCCAGCCGCCCUGACCCUGGACCCAGGCACCGCCCACCAGCGCCUGAUCCUGUCUGAUGACUGUACCAUCGUGGCCUAUGGCAACCUGCACCCACAGCCACUACAGGACUCGCCAAAGCGCUUCGACGUUGAGGUGUCGGUGCUGGGCUCCGAGGCCUUCAGCAGCGGCGUCCACUACUGGGAGGUGGUGGUGGCAGAGAAGACCCAGUGGGUGAUUGGGCUGGCCCACGAGGCUGCAAGCCGCAAGGGCAGCAUCCAGAUCCAGCCUAGCCGUGGCUUCUACUGCAUCGUCAUGCACGACGGCAACCAGUAUAGUGCCUGCACAGAGCCCUGGACGAGGCUCAAUGUCCGCGACAAGCUCGACAAGGUGGGCGUCUUCCUGGACUACGACCAAGGCCUCCUCAUCUUCUACAAUGCUGAUGACAUGUCCUGGCUCUACACCUUCCGCGAGAAGUUUCCAGGCAAGCUCUGCUCCUACUUCAGCCCCGGCCAGAGCCAUGCCAAUGGCAAGAACGUGCAGCCACUGCGGAUCAACACCAUCCGCAUCUAGCAUGGACCGAGUAAGGCCACAGCCUCCCAGGGCCACAGCCACCAGUAAGAGCCCUGCCCAGGAGACAGAAGGCCUGGAGUCCAGCCUGGUUUGGCCAUGCUGAGACCUCAGGCCAGUUUACCCUUCAGUCUCCAUUUGCCUGUCUGGAAAGUGGAGGUUACACUCCAUGAUUCCUAAGCUCUCUUCCAGCACUCAUGUUCUGUAACUGUGACCUUGACGGGGAGGCAGCAUUAUCCAAGGAUGUGACAUCCUCCUUCUCUGGUCAACCGAUGCCCAACCCUCAUCCCCGUUGUCUCAGGGGCAGGGAGCUCUCCCUAUGUCUCCCUCCUGCCCAGGUGCCCUGGACUCAGGAUAUGUCAAGGUGGUGCCAGCAGAUGGCAGCUCGAAACAGUCACAGAACCCUCAUAUGCUCUGUGGCCUAAGACUUGCUGGCGAUGGACCUCGCCAAGCUGGUGAUGGGCCAUUUUACCCUUGACCCCAGCCCAGAGUAGCUGGUUCUAGGGCUUUCUGAGAACCACCCUCCCCUGUCAUCCCCAUACCAUGAGCUACAUGGUUCCUACUUUUCCCGCCGACCUGCAGGUCAGAGAUGAUGCUAUGAGAGGGUGCUAACCUGCAGAAGGCACCCAGUGGUUGGGCACACAUGUGACAGUCACUGCGCCACCACCUUCCUGCCCACAGGCCAAAGGACAGGUUGAUAGCACACCCUGAGGCUGACGCACAGCUCAUUUGCCCAAGGGCACUUGCAGAACAAGCAUCACUGGAUGAUCAAAGUCCCUCUCGACAAGGGUCCAGCCAGCCCUCACCAGCCAGGCCUCCGUGACAAGGCUAGGGUGUGGGGAGGCUGUUGGGAGCAGUUGUUUUAGUCAAGACCUGAUCAGUGGGAGGGGCUGUUAGCUGGGAUCCCUCCUCAGACUUGAUAUAUGUUUCAGCUAAAAUUCUGUUGAAGACAACAGGAGCCCCUUUAGCUAGUUUAAACAGACAAAGGAUUUAUUACCAGGUCCCUGGAGACUUGAAAGAUCAUUGGAAGGGCUGGAGGAGCAGGCUCAUUGGUGAAUUUCCAGCAACGACUCCCAGCCCCCAGAUUCCUCAUGUCUCUAUUGUGACCAGGAAAGUUGCCCUGGUCUGCAGGAAGCCACGGAAUCAGGAAGCCACUGUCUGCAGAACUGUGCCUCCUCUGCCACCAUUCACACCAGCAAAUGGAUGUUCUGAGACCUGCCUCUCUCCCACUGAACUCAGUUCUCAAAUCCAAAUCUCUGCAGGGAUUCUGUUUAGGGAAACCUAAGUCAGAUUCAGAACCUUAGCUGCAAGGGAGUCUGGGAAAUGUAGCUUUUAUCUUUCCAGUCUCAGCAGUAUAAAAGGCAAGCUAAAGAAGGUUAGAAUGGAUGUUGAGCAAGCUCAUCCUUGGUUUUUGCUGCAGUAUCCAACCAUGAAGAACCCAGGAAAGACUGGAGUUCACCUCUAGUCUUUGGUUUUGAGGCAACAGAGCCUCAAGGUGUCCUGUUCUAUGGCUCUUGCCCACGGACAGGCACUGAGGAAUGAGCCUGCAGAACCAAGCCAAAAUGUCUCCUCAGCCUUGGCCUUUCUUUCUAGUCCUGGAGUCUAGAUUCUGCACUUGGGGUCUCUGGCCAGAUCAACUCCAAGGGAAUAACUGUUCCUGGGGAGCCCCCACCUCACAACUGCUGUCCACUGGGGCCUCCCCUGGGCAGGAAGAAUCCUCACCCCACCACUUUAGCUACCAGAUCUCUGGGUCACUCCCAACAGUAUUUUUAUUUAAAAUGUUACCCAUUUUGUGAGUUAUAAUGAAUUUUUAUUAAAUUAAAGUUAUAGAAUGUCAGUGGUCAGUUCCGUUCAUUUUGACAGACACAAAGGUGUGCCUACUUUGUCCGGGGCAGCGUACAUACAUGAGCAUGGCUAAUUCACAAAGUAACCCAGGUAGAUGGUAUUGUGCCCAUUUUACAGAGAAGGAGAAACAAGGUUCAGAGAGAGGACAUGACUUGUCUACAGUUCUGGAUCCCACACUGGUAAGCGAUGGAGCUUGGAUUAGAACUGAGUUCUGAGGCACCACUCACAUCACAACCCUGUCUGAAAUUUACCAGCCAGGGAAGACUAUCAGUUUUUUGCCUGGGGGAAGGUGGUGAUAGUCUCUGGAGCAGGCCAGUUGCAAGAACCUGGGCUCUGGAGCCACAAAGACCUGGGCUCAAAUCCAGGCUUCACCACUAUGUGGGUUUAGAAAAAAAAGACUUGCCCUUUCUAGGUAUCAGUUUUCACAUCUGGAAAAUGGGGAUAAUAACACCAACCUAUGAUUUGUUGGUAAUCUGUAAAGUGCACUGCGCUUAGACAGGCCCUCCCUCUCCCUCCAGCUACCUCCCCGAAUCAUGCCUGGAGCUGUGUGUGUUUUCUGAACCUCUGGGCUGGCUCUGACCCUAAGAAGUUUAUCUUGUGCCCUGUGAGGGGUAUAGGGCCAUCUAGGCCAGGAGACCUAUCACAAUGGUUAUCUACAACUGAUCACGGGAGUGGCACA